Molecule: messenger RNA, 2322 nt
Organism: Eurytemora carolleeae
Lineage: Eukaryota; Metazoa; Arthropoda; Copepoda; Calanoida; Temoridae
Exons: 4
Coding region: 27-644 (205 amino acids)
Source: RefSeq, a predicted model, not a curated record
UCAAUAUCAAGUUUUUUUCAGAGAAGAUGGCGGCUUCUCCUAUUAGUCAGCUUGCAAAUUGGAACGACGAUAAAGGAACAUCGAGGGAGGGACUGCACAACUUCCCGGAUAAGCUGGAGGGAUGGCAGAACUCCAGAGAAGAUGCAUAUCUAGAGGCUGCCGGACUCACUACAAACCAAAUACAAACUUUUGCUUUUGAUUAUAAUAAGAUGUCUGGCUUUCUUUUCCCACAGAACACAGACCAAAAGAAAACAAAGAAACAGGGCAAGCAACCAAAGAUUACAGAACAAAUUGAUUCACAAAUAAAGGAGAAUAUAAGCAUGAAUCCAAACAUGGAGUUUGGAGGGUCAGAAAAUGAAAAAAUGUAUAUUGAAAGCGAAGACGAAAACAAUCCAGAUGAUUUAGAACGUAGACUUUCAAAUCAAGAAGCUGAACUUCGGAUUAUUCAAGAGUCGCGGAAAAAGCUUAAAGGCGGAAGAAGAGGAUCGAAAAAAAAAAGUGUAUCUGGUGAUAUGUUACAAGGUGGAAAUCUCAUCAGAGCUUUGGCGGGAAAUUUAUCACCAUUUAAUGCACAGGUGUACAAUUUAUCUACAGUCAUAAUCAUACUGACCCGGAAUAAAAUUAUAAUUAAUCAGACUACUUAGCAAUCUUAUUUUACAAAUAUGAUUAAUGGAACGAUAAUAUCCCUAAUCCUGCCAAUUCCAAAAGUUUUCUUCGUUUAAAAUUACCAGAGAUACGAAUGUAGCACGUCAAACUAAAGUAAAAUGCAAGUAAGAUUAAUAACUUAUAUGUUUUUGAUCAUAACUUCUGUUAUUGAAGAGAUAUUGAAAAGAACAAAAAUGUUUUGAAUUUAUAAUAUGUAACCUAAUAAAUUAGCUUUUCUUACACUUGUACGCAAAAUCAGAACUAAAGGAGCAACGGAGUCAAAAAGCUGUGACAGUAAUGUCAAUUGAAAUUGACCUUCUCCUUCUGGUUAGUUCGCAGUGGUAAAGUCAACUGAUUAACUGUCAAUUAAUUCCGGGUCUGGUUAUGAUUGUACUUUAACUAUCUUUUUCCUUACAUAAUAGAAUUAGAAAGAGAAUAUGAUACAUAAUUCAAUGUUGGACCUGGUAGACUUCUAUUUAUCAUAGAAAUUUGAAAGAAAGAAAAAAUCUUGAAGUAAAAUUUAUAGAUUCAACUAACAAUAUUUAUGUUGUCGGAUAACCGGAUAAUUUUUGUUAAUUAUGUCAAGUUUGUAUGUUUCUUAUGGCCUUUUUAAUUAUACCAAAUUAGAAAAAAAAGAUUCAUUUACAUUAAGGGAAAGGGGUAUUCGAGACCAUAAUUAUGCAAUAUAUGUAAAGUAGAUUAUACAUGUGUACUUUUAAUAAAUUAAAAACAAGCUCUUUCUACUCCGCACAUUCUAAUCUCACAUCUUUCUAAAAAAAAAAAGAAUUAAAAAUAGAUAUAAUAUUUGAUAUUACUCCAUAUUUUUCCAACUAGUUCUGCCAGUAAACCACUUGUUAUUUACUUAACAUCAAUUUUUCACAUGUAAAUUCUUAAUCCUUUAUUCUUUUGUUAAGGUUGUAAAGUUCAUGAAUGAUUAUGAGCUGGUCUCCCGACUUUAUCUGCACUAUUAUAUGUAUGCGGGGAAAUAAAUUGCAUUCUUUUUGCAUUCUUUUUGCACCAUCUGUCACUUGACAUCCUUUACAGCAAACCAUUAUUCUUUAAAAGCAGCAUUUUACUUCAAAUAUAUUUUCUUCAGUUGAGAUACUUUUUCCUCCUAACUGAAGAAGAAGUUUUUUUUGUGAAGGGGAAAAAAAAUAAAGGAAACAGUGGUAAGAAGGAAAAGGGGAAUUGAGAAAAAUAUAAAAAUAAGGGAAAAUGAAAAAUACAAAUUUAGAAGUAGGAUUUUUUUGGAAAAGCCAGGACAAAAGACUAGAAAACUGAUGAAAGUAAAGAGAUUUUCAAAAAGAUUUGAAAGGAACUGUAAACCUAAUAUUGAUGGAGUGGCAUGUCCAAUUCAAAAUAAUAACGUGAAAAGGUCUUUUCUAGUUUAACUAGAUAUCCAUGUUGUUUUCUAGAAACUAUUUAUUCUUACUUGUUGGUUCUCUGCGAAAGUGUCUUUGAACUCCCUAAACUUAUCCUUUUUCCAUUUUGUUUGGUCUAGGAAGUUGCAAAAAUAGAAAGUUUUAUAUAUUAAUAAUUUGCAAUAAAUCGCAGCACCCUACCCCUAUACCUUUCAAAGAAACGUUUGUCUUUCUUAUUUCUUUCAAAUGUUAAAAAAUUCAUAGUUCCAACUGUUCUUCUAUUUAACUUUUGAAUUUGAAAAUGUCUUGUUGCAUA